Molecule: messenger RNA, 1246 nt
Organism: Bufo bufo (common toad)
Lineage: Eukaryota; Metazoa; Chordata; Amphibia; Anura; Bufonidae
Gene: DNAJC25
Product: DnaJ heat shock protein family (Hsp40) member C25
Exons: 4
Coding region: 55-1137 (360 amino acids)
Biological process (GO): protein folding
Cellular component (GO): endoplasmic reticulum membrane
Source: RefSeq, a predicted model, not a curated record
AUCCGGCAGCUGCUCCUCCCCGGUGUCACGUUGCAGCUGGCGGCGGCUGCUGACAUGGCGGUCCCGGGGAAGGCGGAGGGGGAAGCGGCUGCGCGCGGUGUCCCUCUCCUCCUUCCCGGGUCCUCCAUGUCUCUCCGGGUUGUCUUCCUGCUCCUGAGCCUGGCAUGUCUGGCCGGCCGUUCGGCGGCGCUCACGGAGGGGCUGUAUUGCGGCCAGCAGGUGUGUUACGACGUCCUGGGGGUGAGCAGAGAGGCCAUCAAGGCGGAUAUCGCACGGGCAUACCGGCAGCUGGCCAGGAAGUAUCACCCGGACCGGUACCGGACGCCUGAGGAUAAAGAAACCGCGCACAAGCACUUUCUGCUAGUGGCCACAGCUUACGAGACCCUGAAGGAUGAAGAAACCAGGAGGGAUUAUGACUACAUGUUGGAUCACCCUGAGGAGUACUACAGGCACUACUACCAUUACUACAGCAGGAGACUGGCACCUAAAGUGGAUGUGAGGAUAGUCAUCCUCGUUACAGUGUGUGUCAUCUCCAUCUUUCAGUUUUACAGCUGGAGAAGCAGCUAUAAUGAAGCCAUUAAAUACUUAUCAACCGUGCCAAAAUACCGAAUCCAGGCCACGGAAAUUGCAAGGCAGCAAGGUCUACUGAAUCGAGGAAAGGAAAAGGGGAGGAACAAGAGAUCGAAGGAAGAAAUAAAAGAGGAAGAUGAGGAGAUCAUUAGGGACAUCAUCAAGAACAAAAUAGACAUUAAAGGAGGCUAUCAGAAGCCCCAGAUGUAUGACAUCCUCCUGUUCCAAAUCGUCCUGUUCCCCUAUUAUUUCAUCCAGUAUAUAAGUUGGUAUGUACGUUGGGUGUAUACAUUCAAUAUCAAAAGAGAGGAGUAUGGGGAGACGGAAAAACUCUACCUCAUCCGUAAAUACAUGAAAAUGUCGCAGUCUCAGUUUGACAGUUUAGAAGAUGAACGGAAGAAAAUGUUUCUUGAAGAGGAACUCUGGAUCUGGGAGAAUUAUGAAACGUACAAAAAAGAGCAAGAGGAAGAAAUGAAGAAAAAGAUGGCUUCAGACCCACGAUGGAAGAGAUAUAGAAGGUGGAUGAGGAAUGAGGGACCAGGAAGACUCACAUUUGUAGAUGACUGAUAGUGACGUCUUGCUUGCUCUUCGAUAUUAUUUUCAUAAAAUAAAAUGUAAGAGUUUUUGUGUUUGCUGCACAAAGCAGUGACCAAAUCUCUGAUGCAAACAUUUGAUA